UUGUGUACGUCGCUUUCAGACUCCCUCCAAGCUAGCAUGGCGGCUGUUGAUCUCAACGCUUUGCAUGCUAAACAAUUACCCCCUCACGUUGUUCAUGUCAAGUACGAUAGUUACCCUCACACGGGCUCCGCGGCGUGCGGUGGGGGCUGGCGUCCUAUAGCAUGUGUGUGUAUGUGGAGCACGUUUUAUAAAAUAAAAGACGAUAUUGAUUCCGUGACGAGCCGAGAGUGGGCUGUGAGAAGCGAUUCCUGUCUGCUUAAUAGAUGCCCCGAGGAGGCGAGCACUUCAACACUCUUUGUUCAGACAACACUGCUUUAA
Molecule: messenger RNA, 318 nt
Organism: Danaus chrysippus (African queen)
Lineage: Eukaryota; Metazoa; Arthropoda; Insecta; Lepidoptera; Nymphalidae
Source: the annotation of a GenBank genome assembly